Molecule: messenger RNA, 6107 nt
Organism: Thunnus maccoyii (southern bluefin tuna)
Lineage: Eukaryota; Metazoa; Chordata; Actinopteri; Scombriformes; Scombridae
Product: rho guanine nucleotide exchange factor 12-like
Exons: 39
Coding region: 803-5125 (1440 amino acids)
Biological process (GO): RNA processing; intracellular signal transduction; G protein-coupled receptor signaling pathway
Cellular component (GO): cytoplasm
Molecular function (GO): G protein-coupled receptor binding; adenosine deaminase activity; guanyl-nucleotide exchange factor activity
Source: RefSeq, a predicted model, not a curated record
UGGAAAUACUCAAAUAAGAGUACCUUAAAAUCGUAUUUAAGUGGGCGUACACUACUUGAGUAAUGUAGGCUACUAAAAGUUAGCUCGCUGUCUGAUAAAUGUGGCAGUUUAGGGAAAUACGAGGAGCUCUGAACGCAUCGGGGUGGAAGUGAGGAGCAAAAACCGAAGCUGCUUUACAAAUGUCAGCGGAUUAAAGUGAGGAGACCUGGAGGAGGAUGCUACAGAAACGCGACCACAUCAACACACACGGGACGGAGCGGAAAUAAAAGGAAUAAGUUCAUUUGGGAGUUUUUUUUUUUAAUAGCAGGCAAAGUUUGACGUAAUUCUUCUCCCCGGGGUCGAGACAUCAGGAAAAGGCUGUAGUGUCAUCAUGGAAGUAUUUCCUAAGAAGUAAAAGAUAUCUUCAACUUGGACUUGGAGGUAACGUGGGUGAAAACAUUUACAGCAGCAAGUUGUCAGCAGUAGUUCAGGAUUUCCAGAUGUGUUUGCUGAUGCAGACAGCGGCUGGCUAAUGAAAUACACUCACACCCCAAGAAAAAAGUUCUAACCUUGCAGAUUUUUAGGAUUUAUUAAAGUCGCUGGUUAACGAAUAUAUGACCGGCUUUAGUGUUUAGUCAGAAAAAAGUCCCAGAAUAACGGAGUUUUCAACUUUUUUCCCCCCUGGAUAUAACGACUCGUCGACGUUUUGCGAUAUGGACGGACACCGAGGAGACAAACUAAAGGAUAAUAAAUAGUAAGAGCUGGACGGUGUGAUGAAAAUGUUAUUUCGGUGAAGACCUUGGAAACUCGCAAGGGAAGCCCAAUGAGUGGGACACAGUCAACACUCACUGACAGGACCCCAAGCAUUCUCAACAAGGACCCCACAGACAAGAAACCUAAGAAUGACAAAUCGUCCGUCUCCCUCAAACAUGAGUUUGACCCUACAGGACUUGUCCAGCGUUGUGUGAUAAUCCAGAGAGAUGAAAAUGGCUUCGGGCUGACAGUAAGUGGAGACAACCCUGUGUUUGUGCAGCUGGUCAAGGAAGAUGGAGCUGCAAUGCGAGCAGGUGUCCAGACAGGAGAUAGGAUCAUUAAGGUUAAUGGGACCUUAGUUACACAUUCAAACCACAUAGAGGUCGUAAAGCUGAUAAAAUCUGGAUCCUAUGUAGCCCUGACAGUGCUGGGCAGGCCUCCUGGGCUUCCUCAUAUCCCUCUGGAGGAAGAAGAGAAGGAGGAAGGGGGAGAGGUCAGCUCGCUCUCCUCUCUCUCCGUGCCCCACUCACCUGCACUGCCGGGCAGAGAGCAACGCAGCAGCACGUCCUGCGGCCCUCAGGAGCACAUCGCCUCCCCUCCGCCUGAUGGGGAUGAGAACAAAGCCACACACAGCCAGAAAGUCGACAGCCUGCAAAAGAUGCUAACCAAGGAGCAACAGGAGUUACAGGCAAAGGAGGAGGAUUACAGCAGAACCCCCCGACCUAAACUACUGAAGGAGAUCCAGGAGGCAAAGAAGCACAUUUCACUGCUGCAGGAGCAGCUCAUCAGAGCAGCAGCAUUACAGGAUGGAGCCACAGGGACCAGGAGCGGUGAGACUGAGGAGGGGGACAGUACGUCUCCCCUGAGGGAUCAGACAGCGUACUCGUGGAACAACAACUCUAUGUGCAGCAGUCCCCUCCCAGACAGUCCUGGCAAAAGAGAGACGCCCUGUCAGAGCCCAAACAUCAGCCACAGAGACGGCCUCAACUCUUGCUCGUCGCCUGACACUGAGGACACCCCUGACUCUGACUCCAGCGCCCAGUGCAUUGUGGGUAGCCCUCCCUACCUCCUCCACCCCCAGAUCAUUGGAGCAGAAGAUGACUACUUUGACUCUCAACAAGAGCAGAUUAACGGACAGUGCAGCUGUUUCCAGAGUUUAGACUUGCUGAAGUCUCGGCCGGCUCACCUCGCUGUCUUCCUCCAUCAUGUUGUGUCACAGUUUGACCCAGCGCCUCUGCUGUGUUAUCUCUACGCCGACAUGCACAAGCAAACCAGCUCCAAAGAAAGCCGACGCUUCUUCAUCGAGUUCCACUCGCUCUUCAUGGAUCGGGCAGCAAAUCUGAAAGUACCAGUGCCAGAGACAAUUGCUGCUGAACUGGAGAAACGGAGGCUGGAGUUAAUCCCAGAGGAUCUCUGCAAACAGUACACCCAGCUGUUACAGGACACACUCCUGCCAGACCUGCACAAGAACCUGGAAGACUUCAGACAGAAGCGCAGUAUGGGUCUGACUCUGGCUGAAGACGAGCUGUCUAAGCUGGACUCAGAGCAAGGAAAAGACCAGCAGAACAUGGAGAAGGAAUGUUCCUGUGCUGAACACAUCCUCUCCAAGAUAGAAGAUAUCCUGUUGACUUCACAGCCAACAGAAGAGGAGAAGUGCCAAACGAUGCAGUAUGUGAUUCUCACCUAUAUGAAGCACCUCGGGGUGAAAGUGAAGGAGCCUCGUGGCCUCGAACAUAAACGAGCGCGUAUUAAUUUCCUGCCCAAGAUAAAGAAGAGUAUCAAGCCUGAGAAGGAGGGUGAGGAGAAGGUGAAAAAGCCUCGGUUUCCCAACAUCCUCGGCCCUCCUCGGCGUCUGAGCAGAGUGGAUUCAACGUCAGUCGGUAAAGCCGUGGAGCUGAACAAGCAGCGCUCACCAAAGCAGCUCCCUCAGUCGGCCUUCGGCAUCCCCGAGCAGUCCGACUCUUCUGUCUCGAAUUCUGGACGGAGCCGUGGAAAUCAGCUCAGUGAAAGCUCGGACACGGGCGCCCAUGUUUCGCCUUCUACCACCUCCCCUAUACACAGCUCCCCCACUGGUCAGGCCUCAGAUACUAGUGGACAAGACUCAGACUCCAACGUCUCCCCGUUUCCCAUCCAGCCCAGACUGGGCGAGGGUCUGCAGUCUGGCGACCAUCAGGACGGCGUAUCCAGUCCGACCAGCACUCAGUUUGACUUCAGCCCCUCCAACCUGGAGCAGUUACAGGAGGAAGACCAGGAGACUUUCAGUAGGAUGGAGGCUCAGUGUCCGGUGAGCUCAGCUGACAUCCAGAGUGAAGACGACCAAGGAGGUGAGGCGGAGUGUGAAGAAAACCUUCCGAACUGGCAGAGUCUGGUCAGCCGAGGCGUCCUGGCGAGCCUGACGCCGCAGGAGAUCAAAAGGCAGGAAGUCAUCAAUGAGCUGUUCUACACUGAGCGCGCCCACUUGCGGAUGCUGAAGGUGUUGGACUGUGUUUUCUAUCAGAGGUUGAGCAGAGACGGUGUCCUCCCCUCAGAAGAUAUCAAACACAUCUUUACGAACCUGGAGGAAAUCAUUCAGCUGCAUGUUUCUGUUACAGAGCAAAUGACAUCGAUCAGGAAGAGGAGCGAGACGUCGGUGAUCGGUCAGAUCGGAGAUGAUCUUCUGGCAUGGUUCAGCGGCGAGGAAGAGGAGAAGAUAAGAGGAGCGGUGGGAACUUUCUGUAGUAACCAGCCCUCUGCACUGGAGCUCAUCAAAACCAGAAAGAAGAAAGACCAUAGGUUCAUUUUAUUCAUGCAGGAGGCCGAGAGUAACCGUCUGUGUCGCAGGCUGCAGCUUAAAGACAUCAUUCCUGUGGAAAUGCAGAGAGUGACAAAGUACCCACUCCUGCUGGACAAUAUUGCCAAGUACACAGAGGAUGGUGAGGAGAGGGAAAAGGUGAAGAAAGCUGGAGAAUGUUGCAAAAAGAUCCUCAACCACGUCAACCAAGCUGUCAAAGAAGCUGAGAACAAACAGAGGCUCGAGGAGUAUCAGAGACGGUUGGACGUCUUGUCGCUAAAACCGAGUGAAAACCCUGUCGUCCUCGAGCUGAAGAAUCUGGACCUGACCAAGAGGAAGAUGGUACAUGAAGGACCUCUCUCCUGGAAAGUCAAUAAAGACAAGACAAUUGAGCUGUACACGAUCCUCCUGGAGGACAUCCUGGUUUUACUGCAGAAACAGGACGAGCGCCUGAUCCUCAAAUUCCACGGCAAGAAUCUGGCCAGCGCCACCGACACCAAGAACAUCUUCAGCCCCAUCAUCAAACUCAACACUGUCUUAGUUCGUCCAGUAGCAACUGACAACAAGUCUUUCUUCGUGCUGUCCAUGUCGGAGAACGGGGCUCAGAUCUACGAGCUGACGGCUCAGACGGUGUCCGAUCAAAGAACGUGGCAGCGUCUGAUCACGCAACGCGCUGACGCCAUGAAGGCCAAACCUCACAACAGCGACACGUCUCCAGCACCGUCUGAUGUUGAGCGGGAUGCUAUUGAGAUCAUCAACCGUGGGAUGCCCAAGUCCAGCAAAGAUGCUAAUGGCACAGCAAGUGGAAGUAUCCAUUCUUCAGACAUUCAAGCCCCACCAAGUCUCAACCCUUUCGAUGGCAUGAAGUCAGAAGAUGAGGAAGAGGAGCUGUCCGUGGCUAAUAGACAGGGUGAGGAGGAGGAUGAUGAGGUCGAUGAAGAAGAACUAGAGGCUUUCCUGGACGGGCAGCUGGGAGACACACUGCCCUUCCUGCCGGAAGGGUCACGCCAAGGCAUCGCCAUUGAAAACCAGGAGCACAACGUAUUCGGCCUACCCGCCUCCAAAGCUGAAGAUGCUCUGAAGACAUUGGAGACGCUGAAGCAGGUUCUUUCCAACCACAUGAUGAGCAGAGAGGCGGAGGAGGAGAAAGAGGAGACUGAGGAGAAUAAACCAAGCGGGGCUCCUGGCUGUCAGUUGAGCGCCUCUUUGCCAGGGAGCCCAGAGGGGCCUUCUGCUGCGUGUGAUGAAAGCCGAGCAUCUGCAAGUUCACAAAAAGACUCUCAACAGUCAUCUGGACACACAGGACUGUCUGAGACAACUGAACGCAACGGUGGUUUUGUGGUUCUGGAUUUUGGUGGGACCUCUGAGGAGAGCAGCACUGAUGAUGACGGGGGAGUAGGAGGUGACGUGGGGAUCGACAUGAGGAAACUGCUGUCCUCCUCCUCGCAGACAGGGGCCGGUGGCGGCGGGCCCAACCUCAGCCGGCAGCUUAUGACCCACCUGCGCCUCCUACAGGCUGACCUGCAGUAUCUGAAGGAGGUGGAGAUGAAGUACAACGAGCUGAGACAAACACUGCCUGACGUGGCUACUGACUCAGACGACAACAACGAUGGGAUUCAGUGAUGACAGACUUCCUGUUGUCUCGGUCGUGUGAGCCACGUUUCAUGUUACUCCGUGAUCACAUUCAUCUGGACGAAUCCUCGACCACUUAUUAUUGUUGUCGCCAAUAACGGAGGCUUAACGCCCAUAUGACAAUCAGUGGAAGACUUUAUCAUCGUUAUAAGGGAUGUUCCACUAUAAACUCAAAAUCCUUCAAGAGAAGAGACACUACGGAAUAAGCCGAGGACAUUCCAGUCACGUUUUGCUAUUAUAAUAAUCAACUGCAUAAAUUAUCUUAAACACUGGAGAUAUGGAACGGAAAAGGGUAAAUCAAGUGUGUGAAGUCACACACCUGAUGAGAAGCAUUCAGAAAUGAAAGAAGACGUGAGGACUGUGACAGUAGAUUAUUCUUCAGGACUCAGAGCACUGCUGUAAGCUUGAUAUAAAAGUCUGCAAUAAGAAAUAAGAGAUAGCCUCUAUAUAUUCAGCCAAACACUUAAUGUUUUCACGAUUUUUUUUUUAACUGUGCUGAAUAGCAACCCCCCACCCCCCAAAUGCCAGAAUUUCCUCCUGCCACACUGACACUGUUUCAAAAAUUCAGGAUGGUUCACAAAAAAUGUACAAUAAGCUUUAAAACCAUUCCUUCCAUCCUUAAAUUUCUCCAAAGGACUUUUUAUGUUUGUCUUUAGCCUUUCUUUGUAUAAGUAAAACACAACCAACAAAUCUAAAGCUCACUAAUUAACAUGCUGUAUUUGGUUUGUUUAAUUUGUAAAAAUGACAAAUUAAACAAUUCAUGACAGCUGGAUGCAGUGUUUGUGUGCAGCUUCUUGUUGUCACACUGAGGUUGGAAAGUUUGGUACCUUCAUAUCUGUACAGAGAAUAAAACUUGAGCUCACAGACCAUAUAUGCUAACCCAUGCUAUAGCUAAAGAAUGGAUAAACUGUUGUUUGUCAAGAAAUAAGAAAACCACAUUUUGUUUUAACAUUUCUUUUACUGUAAAGAUUAA